AUUAUGAUCACUUGUCUAACGAAGGUACUUCAAUUAUUUUUUAUUGGGUUUUUUUUAUUUUUUAUUAUCUUGAAGGAUUUAUUGAUGAAUUCCUCUAAAGAAAUGUUUUGAUGAAUUUAUUAUUGCUCGCGCCUCAUUUUUAGAUUUUUGGUUGUUAGAAUUAAGAUCAAUAUCUCAGACUGGGAUAAUUUCCUGAAAUGAAUCUCUUCUUUUGAAAAAAAUGAUUUACUUGAACAGGGUUUCAACAAUUAAGGGUACACUUUUGAGCAUGUUGCAGAUUUUCUUCUUGAUGUUUUUAGAUUGUACAAGAUUUCACCAAAUGAUAAUAACUCGUGUCUUUUUGGACUAGAAUUAUAACUCUCUUAUUUGAUGUUUAUUUUCCUGCUUCUUUUGCCCUGGACUGUGGAUUUCCCAACCGGAAAAUUAUAAUUAAGUACUGGUCCACACAUGCGUGGAACUAUCGCGUUAUUGCCUGCAAAAUACAAAUUCAAGCCAAUCUAUCCUCCGACACGGCAAUGGGGUAUUCUAGGCACUACCACACCAAAGGAACAAGGGAAGAAUGAUGCUAAGGAAGAAGGGGCUCUCAGGAAAGAAAAGGCUGAUCCAAUUUGUGUCAUUGGAAAGCCUCCAUCACUGCCCCCUGUUCUUGGACCACUUGUCGCGUUCUCACUAUUGGAAACAUGGAUGAGUCGUGAUGGAGAUGAUAGCUGACUGCUGGGUAUGUAUAGCUAUUGAUGCUUAACUGUUUGUGGAUGAAACGGCCUUUCUACUUGGAAAGGAACUCUGAUAUUUGAAUCAACAAUUUGAUU
Messenger RNA from Carica papaya (papaya), 809 nucleotides. The record is from RefSeq and is a predicted model, not a curated record. Lineage: Eukaryota; Viridiplantae; Streptophyta; Magnoliopsida; Brassicales; Caricaceae.